Messenger RNA from Lontra canadensis (Northern American river otter), 1775 nucleotides. Its product is annotated as keratin, type II cytoskeletal 6A-like. Lineage: Eukaryota; Metazoa; Chordata; Mammalia; Carnivora; Mustelidae. The record is from RefSeq and is a predicted model, not a curated record. Bases 60 to 1775 code for a protein of 571 amino acids. Gene Ontology annotation, biological process: keratinization; intermediate filament organization. Gene Ontology annotation, molecular function: structural constituent of skin epidermis. Gene Ontology annotation, cellular component: keratin filament. The transcript is spliced from 9 exons.
CUCUCAGCCCUACCCUUCAGCCUCUCACGCUUUCUUCAGCCUUCUCCUCUUUAGGAACCAUGUCUAGCAAAUCUACCAUGAGGAGCCAAAGCAUCAGCCACCGUGGCUUCAGCGCCAGCUCAGCCAGAGUCCCAGGGGUCUGCCGCUCUGGCUUCAGCAGUGUCUCCGUGUCCCGCUCCAGGGGCAGUGGUGGCUUCGGUGGAGCAUGUGGAGGAGCCGGCUUUGGCAGCAGGAGCCUCUAUGGCCUGGGUGGCUCCAAGAGGAUCUCCAUCGGAGGGGGCAGCUGUGCCAUCAGUGGUGGAUAUGGUGGCAGAGUUGGAGGUGGCUUUGGCUAUGGAGGUGGAGCUGCAAGUGGAUUUGGUUUUGGUGGUGCAGCUGGUGGUGGCUUUGGGCUCGGUGGUGGACCUGGCUUUGCUGGUGGCUAUGGGGGCUCUGGCUUCCCUGUGUGCCCUCCUGGAGGUAUCCAAGAGGUCACUGUCAACCAGAAUCUCCUCACUCCUCUGAACCUGCAAAUCGACCCCACCAUCCAGAGGGUGAGGACUGAGGAGCGGGAGCAGAUCAAGACCCUCAACAACAAGUUUGCCUCCUUCAUUGACAAGGUGCGGUUCUUGGAGCAACAGAACAAGGUCCUGGACACCAAGUGGACUCUGCUCCAGGAGCAGGGCACCAAGACCGUGAGGCAGAACCUGGAGCCCUUGUUUGAACAGUACAUCAACAACCUCAGGAGACAGCUGGACAGCAUCCUGGGGGAGAGGGGCCGCCUGGACUCAGAGCUGAGGAACAUGCAGGACACAGUGGAGGACUUCAAGAACAAAUAUGAAGAUGAAAUCAACAAGCGCACAGCAGCAGAGAAUGAAUUUGUGACUCUGAAGAAGGAUGUGGAUGCUGCCUACAUGAAUAAGGUUGAACUGCAAGCCAAGGUAGAUGCUCUCACAGAUGAGAUCAACUUCACCAGAGCCCUGUAUGACGCAGAACUGUCUCAGAUGCAAACCCACGUCUCAGACACUUCUGUGGUCCUGUCCAUGGACAACAACCGUAACCUGGACCUGGACAGCAUCAUCGCUGAAGUCAAAGCCCAAUAUGAGGAGAUUGCUCAGAGGAGUCGGGCUGAGGCUGAGUCCUGGUACCAGAGCAAGUAUGAGGAGCUGCAGCUCACAGCAGGCAGACACGGGGAUGACCUGCGCAACACCAAGCAGGAGAUUGCUGAGAUCAACCGCAUGAUCCAGAGGCUGAGAUCCGAGAUCGACCAUGUCAAGAAGCAGUGUGCCAACCUGCAGUCCGCCAUUGCUGAUGCUGAGCAGCGUGGGGAGAUGGCCCUCAAGGAUGCCAAGAACAAGCUGGCUGAUCUGGAGGAUGCCCUGCAGAAGGCCAAGCAGGACAUGGCCAGGUUGCUGAAGGAGUACCAGGAGCUGAUGAAUGUUAAACUGGCCCUGGAUGUGGAGAUCGCCACCUACAGGAAGCUGCUGGAGGGCGAGGAGUGCAGGCUGAGUGGUGAAGGAGUUGGACAAGUCAACAUCUCUGUGGUGCAGUCCACUGUGUCUGGCGGCUAUGGCAGUGCUGGUGGCUAUGGCAGUGCCAGCGGUAUGGGCGGUGGCUCAGGCCUGGGCGGAGGCAGCGGCCACUCCUAUGGCAGCGGCCACAGCCUUGGAGCUGGCUUCAGUUCCAGCAGUGGCAGAGGCAUGGGGGGUGGCUUCAGCUCCUCUGGAGGCAGCAGUUCCACCAUCAAGUACACCACCACCACCUCAUCCUCCAGCAGGAAGAGCUACAAGCACUAA